AUGUACAGGGUAGGUUUGGGCAACCGCAAGCGAACCAUUCGAGAAUAUCCAGUUCGUGUGUCCUUGACUUUAGUCGUGAAUGGGAGAAGCCAGUGUGCGAAUUUCUUUUUGGCAACAAGUUAUCGCUUGUUCAUCAUGAUGCUAUGUUUCGUAUUGGCAUCGGUCGCAUGGCUGGGGACGCUCUCUGGCGCGUGCGCCGACGAAGCGGAAGGUAUCCCGUUCAAGUUCCGACCACACGGCCCUAAAUUAGAAGCCAAAAUCUACACGCCGGUUCGUCACCGGAUUCCGGGAGACGAAGUUCUCUACAAUGCCGCAUCAUUCCCCAACCCAUUCGUCGAACCGCAGAAGUGCACCUUCUCCACAACGGCCACACACUCUUGGUUAUGCGACCCCGACCACCUUCUUACACCUCAGGAGCAGUCCACACUCGAGUCUCGGCUUAUGAAGCUUCGAGACUCGACAGAGCAUGACUGUCCAGACGGCCGAAGGCACUUUUAUCAGGCAGCGGUCGCGGUGGCCCACGAUAUCUAUGUGCCCGAGGAUCAGAUUCCACAGCAGGCGGCCGACGAAAUGGCUCAUGCACUUCUUCGACAGUGGGGAAUCGGCAACCGCGGUUGCCAUGACGGCAUGCUCCUCUUAUUUGUCAAAAAGCGAGAUUUAGCCGCCCUUGCUAAGCGAGAGGGGGUAGAGCCGGAGUACAUAACAGAGGCAUUUACCACCAUCCUCAAGGCACGAAUGCACCUUGCAUACGUAGCCUCUCAGUCAGCGGGAGACGCUGUCAUAAGCGGAGUCGACAUGCUAAACUAUCAAUUGCCUGCUACCAGAGCAGGGCCCGGAUGGGUGGCGACAGUCAUUAUAUCUCUCGCAGCUCUCUACGUCCUUUCUGUCCUGGUGGUAUACUUUGCAAUCAGCAGGUUUAUGAUGAAAGAGGCGCACGCGGGAGACGAAUAGUGGCGUUUGCCAUUCAGAAAUAAACCCUUCUUCACGUGCAUCCAGAAGAGCACAUAACUUAUUCGUGGCGCAAACAGCACCGGGCUAAACGGAUCCUGUCAUUAGUGAAUUAAUAUGGCCACCCUCAGUGGGGCGCCGGAACAUGGCCAUCGACGUAAAAGUUCCGCGUUAUCUGCGGAAGACGAAUCUUUGCGUUAUUCAGAUCGGGCGUGACAUGAAUUUGACACCCAAGUCGUGAGCUGCAGAAACACCCAGCAGCACCAUCCCAGUAGCUAAGACCAAUUUUGAGCUGUAUUUCCUUGACACGAGCCGAAACUCAAUCCCAACAG
Toxoplasma gondii ME49 is the source of this 1280-nucleotide messenger RNA. RefSeq lists its product as hypothetical. The record is from RefSeq and is a predicted model, not a curated record. NCBI's taxonomy places the organism in Eukaryota, Apicomplexa, Conoidasida, Eucoccidiorida, Sarcocystidae. Gene Ontology annotation, cellular component: acetylcholine-gated channel complex. The coding region runs from base 1 to 951 and encodes 316 amino acids. The transcript is spliced from 8 exons.